Molecule: messenger RNA, 1923 nt
Organism: Eufriesea mexicana
Lineage: Eukaryota; Metazoa; Arthropoda; Insecta; Hymenoptera; Apidae
Gene: tum
Product: Rac GTPase activating protein tumbleweed
Exons: 10
Coding region: 1-1923 (640 amino acids)
Biological process (GO): mitotic spindle midzone assembly; mitotic cytokinesis; Rho protein signal transduction
Cellular component (GO): centralspindlin complex; midbody; cleavage furrow
Molecular function (GO): GTPase activator activity
Source: RefSeq, a predicted model, not a curated record
AUGACCACACCGUUAUCGUUGUUAGCGAGCCACGAUGAAGUGGUUCGAUGUACAAAUGUACUCAUAAAUGGAGCCUGUGAAGAAGAAUUUUUAAAAUUUGCUAUAAAUCAAGAAGAAAUGAGACAAAAAUGGUUAGCCUCUAUACAGGAAUGUCAACGGCUUCACUCAGCUUUAGAAAAAGCUCAUCAAGAGGCAACUGAUUUAGACAGAAAGUUAAGUCAUGCUAGAAGACUUCUAGAUGAAGAGAAACGAAAAAGACGUGCUGUUGAAGAACAAAGAAAUUCAUUGGAAAAACAAAUUGCUAUGGCUAGAGAUCUUUUAUUUAAUGAUGGUGGAAGGAAUUUAAAUGAUGAAACCCGUGAAAAAUUACAAUUUUUAAAUAAUACGACAUUAAAUGGUCGUCAUAGUAAUAUACAUAUUAAAGAUGUACAUCAAAAUGAUAAAUUAAAUACUAUAGCGGAGCUGGACUCCACUGGUUCUAUUUUAAGCGAUUUAAGUUGCUUUUCAAAGUCAGAAGAUGAUUUAGAUAUUAGUGCAAUCAUUCAACAAACUCAGAAAAAACGUGAAUGGAAAGAGCACAGACCUAGUGGUGAAUAUGCCACAAAAAAGAGACGUAGUACAGUACAAAAGGUUGCAGAAUUAAAUUCAUCUGAUAGAAUAGUAGCCACUACUACAGUAGUAAUGCCAAAAGAUGGCAAUAUCACUGCAUCUUCUGUAAUUGAAGCUAUACCUGGAGAUGAGAAUGUAGACCCACAGGGUCCUUUACAUAGUUCACGCAAAAGACGUAAAAGUGGUGAUCGUAGUAAAUCAAAAUUAACUCCUAUUGAUACAAAUGAAAUACAAGCUGAUACUGCUCCUUCUGCACCAAAAAUAGAAGCUCUUACAUCAGGAUCAGAUUCUGAAGGUGUUUUUAAACCCAGUCCAAAUAUAGGUGGAUACACCUUGAACACAAAAUCUGCUAGAGGACAUAGUUUUAUAGCAAAGACAAUAAUUAAACCAGAAGUCUGUACACCCUGUGAUAAGAGGAUUCGUUUUGGAAAAGUAGCUCUGAAAUGUAAAGACUGUAGAGCUACAGCUCAUACAGAAUGUAAAGACUUAGUACCAUUACCAUGCGUACCUACUGGAAAUACUCCUACACUGCGUGGUACAUCAGGAACAAUAGCAGAUUAUACACCUAUGAUCCCACCAAUGGUACCAUCAUUAGUUGUUCAUUGUAUCAAUGAAGUAGAAUUAAGAGGAAUGAGUGAACAAGGAUUGUAUAGAGUAAAUGGUGGUUUAGCUGAAGUGAAGUGUCUUAAAGAAAAAUUCCUUAAAGGAAAAGGUGCUCCAAAUCUUUCUGAUGUUGAUAUACCUACCAUAUGUUCUACUCUUAAAGAUUUCCUUAGAUCAUUACGGGAACCGUUAAUUACUGUUGGAUUAUGGGCGGAUUUCGUUCGUGCUACUACUAUUACUGAUAAACAGGAUGCUGAUGCCGCAUUAUAUCAAGCAAUUUCAGAAUUACCUCAACCUAAUAGAGAUACACUUGCUUUUCUAAUUUUACAUUUACAAAGAGUAUCAAGUAGUCCUGAAUGUAAAAUGCCAAUAAGUAAUUUGGCUAAAGUUUUUGGACCUACUUUGGUGGGUUAUAGUUGCCAGAAACCAACAGCUACCUCUCUCCUUUCCGAAACAAACAAUCAAGUCGCCAUAGUAGAAAAUUUAUUAAAAAUUCCCUCAGAUUAUUGGGCAAAUUUCGUCAACCCUGAAAAUCUAAAUAACAUUGGUACUCAUAAAACUGGAGAACUACAACAUACACCAUCUCAAGAAUCUUUACUUAAGCGCAGUGUUUCCCGUGGCUUCUUUCAUACUCCACUUACUUCUAGUCGCACGUUUAUGAGAAAAAAUAAAAAAUAUUUCGGAGCAUCUCCUUCUAGAGUAGGUUUCUAA